Messenger RNA from Hansenula ciferrii, 912 nucleotides. RefSeq names its product Pom34p (gene POM34). NCBI's taxonomy places the organism in Eukaryota, Fungi, Ascomycota, Saccharomycetes, Phaffomycetales, Wickerhamomycetaceae. Gene Ontology annotation, cellular component: nuclear outer membrane; nuclear pore transmembrane ring. The record is from RefSeq and is a predicted model, not a curated record. The transcript has a single exon. Gene Ontology annotation, biological process: spindle pole body duplication; protein import into nucleus. The coding region runs from base 1 to 912 and encodes 303 amino acids.
AUGUCCAAUGUAUCCACUCCUAUCAAAGCAUUCACUCCAAGAAAGAAAAUUGAAUCAAAUAAUCUUGAUCAAUUGAGAUCAAAAAUUGUAUCUGAAUCUUCAAAUUUAUACAAGAUUCCUUCAUUGAAAUCAAAUCAACUUCCAUUGAAAACUCCAAGUUUCCCUAAAAAUGAAUUGAAUAAUGGGUUACAAAAAAAUCAAGGAGUUCCUAGCUAUAUAAAGAAUGGUCAUAAUGGACAACAAUCACAAAAUUCAUCAAUUGCAAUUGAAUGGGAACAUCCAGAUUUAAUUAAAAUUGAGAAAAGAAUAAUUAAUAAAGAAUUAGAAACUAAGAAAACAGUUUUAAAUAUCUUAUUAUUAUUAUCAUUAAAAUUAAUUUUCAAUUUCAUAAAUUUAAUUUGGAUUAAAUUAAUUGAUCCUUCAAUAUCAUAUGAAUUUGAAUUUUUAAAUUAUUCAAAUAAAUUGUUAUUCUUUUUACAAAUUAUUUGUUUUAUAAAUAUAAUUUAUGGUUUAUACAAAAUUUUCAAACCACAAGAUCAAUUCACUGAUUUAAACUUAACACCAAAUCAAAGAGAAUUAUUAGGUCUAAAUCAAAUCCCAACAACAAUUACAAAAUCUCAACAACAACAAGCACAACCCCAAACACAAGCAUCACAAUCAAUUCAAUCAGAUCUUAAAACCAAAAAAUCAAAUACCCCAAUUGCAUCACCAAUGUCAUCACCAUCAAAACAAUUCUCCCCAAAAAAACCAACAUCAUCAAUCCCAACAACUGCCACAACUACCACAACAGGAACAGCUCAAAAUAAUAAAAUUCAAUCAUUAAAAGAUAUUUCUACACCAACUUAUAUACCAUCACCAAAAUAUUAUUAUAGAAUGGAUUCACCAAGUCGAUCAAGAAGAAGAAAUGUGUAA